Blastomyces gilchristii SLH14081 is the source of this 852-nucleotide messenger RNA. RefSeq lists its product as uncharacterized. The record is from RefSeq and is a predicted model, not a curated record. NCBI's taxonomy places the organism in Eukaryota, Fungi, Ascomycota, Eurotiomycetes, Onygenales, Ajellomycetaceae. Gene Ontology annotation, molecular function: ATP binding; protein serine/threonine kinase activity. The coding region runs from base 1 to 852 and encodes 283 amino acids. The transcript has 5 exons. Gene Ontology annotation, biological process: protein phosphorylation.
AUGCCUUGCAACGCCCGCCGUCCUGCUGCUUCGCAAGCCCAUACAAAGACUCCUACACUGUGCCUCAGUCUCCCCAAACUACCUGUUCCAGAAGUUCCAGAUAAUGGAGAGGAUCCGGUCAAUGAUGAGAUGGAGGAGCAGGUGGAUGAGAAGGAUAUAGAGACUCAGUCUGAGGAUCCUAUAUCUUUUGACAUUAUUACUAAAGUUGUUAAAAUCAACAUCGCCGCUGUCUGGGUCUUUGAAGACAACGCCUCUGAUGAGUGGGCUGACCAGAACCAUCUGUGCGGCGUCUACCAGCAUGAGGUUGUCCUCUCUGACCCUGUCAUUUUAGCGUGGAAUCAGGAGUAUGGUGUCACUAAUCUAGGCUCUGAUGGGAUCAGCUCCUUCUUCAGCCAGCACAAAUGCAACAACUACUGUCAUCCCACUUGGACACAGCCUGCUCGCCGGGUUCAGCAUUUCCGCCCAGUGCCAGAACGAGAUAUUUCGGCUGAUGAAAGAGCAUUCCAGAGAGUGCAAGUUGGAGAGAUUAUGAAGCCAGCGUCGGAGGGGCAGAAAGGGGAUCCACUGCGCUGGGCAGAAUCAACAGACAAGAAGCAUGGAACCAGCGUCCAUUCGGAAUUAGAAGGGCUGAUCAUCUCUGCCCUCAAGAAGAAGAUCGACCAUCCCAUCAAGGGCUACCGAUAUCUGUUCCGCACUGAUCACAUUAUUCUCCACGAGUCUUUGCAAUGCCUCCCCAACCCAGUUUUGACAAUUCCAAUCGUCCAAGUUGUUGUUGACGGGGACUUGCGCAACAAGUGCCUAAAGCGUAUCAAGAGACUGUGGAGUCGCGCCCACGAUGACCCGACUAGCUAA